Molecule: messenger RNA, 522 nt
Organism: Cynara cardunculus var. scolymus (artichoke)
Lineage: Eukaryota; Viridiplantae; Streptophyta; Magnoliopsida; Asterales; Asteraceae
Product: 30S ribosomal protein S31, chloroplastic-like
Exons: 3
Coding region: 49-390 (113 amino acids)
Biological process (GO): plastid translation
Cellular component (GO): plastid; ribosome
Source: RefSeq, a predicted model, not a curated record
GAGCUACCCUUAUCCUAACAGAAACUGAAGAGCAUACUGCUCUCGCCAAUGGCGUUAAUGGCGCUCACCAUUGCUUCUCUUCCAAUUGCUUCCGCCUCUGCUUCUCUUUCUUUCUCUCGUUCUUGUUCCCCUACUGUUAUUCCCCUAUCUUCCUCAAUAUCUCUCACCUCCUCAAUUCAACCACUAAUUUAUUGCGGAAGAGGAGACAAGAAGACUGCUAAAGGAAAGCGAUUCAAUCACUCCUUUGGGAACGCAAGACCAAGGAACAAGAAGAAGGGCAGAGGACCACCCAGGGUGCCAGUGCCACCAGCCCCACCGAGGAAGGACCGCUUCGACGACGGUGAGGUUGUUAAGAUUGAGAUUAACGAGUCUCUCUUCUCUGAUAAUUGAAACAUUUGUUUGCUUUUCUUGUUUCAUGUUGUUGGGAAACUUUCUCUGUUGUAUUGUUUGCUUUAGUUCCCUAUUGGAGAACAAUCAAAUUUCUGAAAUGGUAAAUACGCCAUUUGAAUGGUUUUAAUAUCC